This is a messenger RNA of Jatropha curcas, 1527 nucleotides long. RefSeq names its product Transketolase family protein (gene MAB1). Gene Ontology annotation, cellular component: pyruvate dehydrogenase complex. Lineage: Eukaryota; Viridiplantae; Streptophyta; Magnoliopsida; Malpighiales; Euphorbiaceae. The record is from RefSeq and is a predicted model, not a curated record. Gene Ontology annotation, molecular function: pyruvate dehydrogenase (acetyl-transferring) activity. Gene Ontology annotation, biological process: pyruvate decarboxylation to acetyl-CoA.
CAGCCGAAUCUCGAGCCCCAUUAGUACUACUUUAUUGGCAUUUUGCCAGAUUUCGUUACAUAGCUUGGAUUCCUCUAUGCUAUUGCUAUUUUCUUUCAUUUUACUUUCCGGGAAAAUAUUUUUUACUUUCAUCUGGUGGCGAAUUCUUUUUUCCUUAGAGGAGUUACAGUCACUGACAAAGCAAAGAUGAAGACAAUGUGGGGCCUUACGAGGCAAAGAAUGGGUUGUGAAGGCUCCUCUGUUUCGCUCUUGCAAAGGAUUCGUCUUGCACAAUCUGCAUUGCGAAACUACUCCUAUGCAGCUAAGGAGAUGACAGUAAGAGAUGCUUUGAAUUCUGCACUUGAUGAAGAAAUGUCUGCCGAUCCUAAAGUUGUUUUGAUGGGAGAAGAGGUUGGUGAAUAUCAGGGUGCAUACAAGAUUACCAAAGGGCUUUUGGAGAAGUAUGGUCCUGAGAGAGUGCUCGACACCCCAAUCACUGAGGCUGGCUUUACAGGGAUUGCAGUUGGUGCUGCUUACCAUGGUCUUAAGCCUGUCGUUGAAUUUAUGACAUUUAACUUCUCCAUGCAGGCCAUUGAUCAUAUUAUCAAUUCUGCUUCACGAGCACAUUAUAUGUCUGGUGGUCAAAUUUCUGUACCUAUUGUUUUCCGCGGACCAAAUGGUGCUGCUGCUGGAGUUGGUGCUCAGCAUUCACAGUGUUAUGCAACUUGGUUUGGUUCUUGCCCUGGUUUGAAGGUGCUAGCUCCAUAUUCAUCAGAAGAUGCUCGAGGUCUGCUAAAGGCUGCUAUAAGGGACCCUGACCCAGUUAUCUUCCUUGAAAAUGAGUUAUUAUAUGGUGAGAAAUUUCCACUUUCACCAGAAGCUCUUGAUUCCACUUUCUGCCUUCCAAUCGGGAAAGCUAAGAUAGAACAAGAAGGAAAGGAUGUAACUAUUACGGCAUUCUCAAAGAUGGUUGGCCUUGCUCUUAAGGCAGCUGAGAUGCUUGCUAAGGAAGGAAUUAGCGCGGAGGUUAUAAAUUUGCGUUCUAUUCGGCCCCUUGAUAGAGCCACAAUAAAUGCUUCUGUCAGGAAAACUACCAGGCUCGUUACUGUUGAAGAAGGGUUUCCGCAACAUGGUGUUGGUGCUGAGAUAUGCACAUCUGUUGUUGAAGAGAGCUUUGAGUAUCUCGAUGCACCUGUUGAGAGGAUUGCAGGAGCUGAUAUUCCCAUGCCUUAUGCUGCAAAUCUUGAGAGGAUAGCUCUCCCACAGGUUGAGGAUAUAGUCCGAGCAGCAAAGAGGACUUGUCGAUCAGUUUCAGUGUCUGCUUUUAUUUGGCUUGAAGAGCUUGUUUAAGGAUCUUGUAUUUGAUUUCAUUUCAGUCUUCGUUCAGGGAACCAUGCGGAAUGUCUUCGGGCUUAGCUCACUCACUCUUAUAGUCUUAUUUAGGGAAAUAAAGGGUUACAAUACUUUUUUCCUUUGUCUCAGUUUAUAGAGAACGGUUGUAAAUUGACAUAAAAAAACAUUAAAGGCGUAGAUUUCUUCCACAGAUUA